AUGGAAUCAUUUACCCCUCUAGCCAAGGCCAACACCAGCUUCUCCUUGGCUUUGCUCAAAACGUUGGGUGAUAACGACAAGACUUCAAAUGUCUUCUACUCCCCGUUCAGCAUCUCCUCAGCCCUGGCUAUGGUGAUGCUGGGGGCCAGAGGCAACACGGCCACCCAGAUGUCAGAGGUUCUCUGCUUCACAAAGGCAGAGGAGGCGCAGAAAGCAGGAGGACAGCAGAUGCAGAUGCAACAGCAGGCUCAUUCCAGACUGCCAAACUUUCUGAAGGUGGUCCUGAAAACGCAGGGAUGUCAGGAUGAGCUUCACAGCAGCUUUUCUCAGCUUCUGUCCGAGCUCAACAAGUCAGACGCUCCGUACGCUCUGAGUGUCGCCAACAGGCUGUACGGAGAGCAGUCUUUCCAGUUUGUUGAGGAUUUCCUAGGAAAGACCAGAAAGCACUAUAAUGCAGAGCUGGAGACGGUGGAUUUCAUCAAAAGCUCAGAAGCAGCCAGGGUUAACAUCAACGGCUGGGUGGAGAACCAAACACAAGGUAAAAUUAAGGAUUUACUGCCCAGUGGCGUGUUGGGCAACCUGACCAGGCUGGUGCUGGUCAACGCCAUCUACUUCAAAGGCAGCUGGAGCAAGAAGUUUCAGGAGAGUGCCACACGCGACGCUCAGUUCAGGCUCACCAAGAGUAACUCUAAGCCCGUGAAGAUGAUGAACCAGAAAAGCAAGUUCCCUUUGACCUUCAUCCCUGAAGCCAGCUGCCAG
Molecule: messenger RNA, 759 nt
Organism: Menidia menidia (Atlantic silverside)
Lineage: Eukaryota; Metazoa; Chordata; Actinopteri; Atheriniformes; Atherinopsidae
Source: the annotation of a GenBank genome assembly